AACAUAUCAAUAUAUACUUGAGUGUUAAAUAUUUUAACAUAUUAUUCAUUAAGACAAUUAAGAUUCCUUCAGUCAUCCUAAGCAACAUCAUGGCCAAUAUGAGCUGUUGGAAGCUAUCAGUUUUACUGAUAUCAGUCUCAGUUAACCUUUUUGAUUUGUUUUGUGACUGGUGGUUCUACAGGGAACAGUUGUUGGUCAAAGACGGCUUAGUAUUUGGACCAUAUGAACAGGACAUCACCAAAGCUACUUUAACAUUCUGUAUCAUAGCCUCAGUGACAAUUGUUCCAGAAGUCAGUCUGGACUUUGUAAAAUACUUCAAGGAUAGUGACAAGGUGGAGCUAGCAGUGAAGAUUGUUGCUGCUAUAACAUUAUUGAUAGAAGAUCUUCCUCAGAUAGCAAUCAACAUUCAUGUUGCAUUAUGCAGAGAAGAGGCGACCAACGUUGUUCAGUUGGUGAAGGCUUCUGCAGCCAUUACUGAAGUUUCAAUGAAGUUAAUCCUUAUUGCUAUUCAACUCUUUAGGAAUAAAAGCAAAGAAGACCAAAAGCCAAAAUCAAAGUGGAGAAGAGGAUUGAAGAUUUUUACUUUCAUUCUUCUAUUCAUCAUUCUUGCACUUUCAAUUACAUUGCUCUGUAUUACUGCAGCAUCACACAAGUCUAGUAAAAGUGAGAGUCUAGACAAGGAGAAAUCCGACCGUUACCUUGAAGGUGUUGGUAUGUUUAUGAAGUUACCACCUGCAAAUAUUCAGACACCAGACAUGGCAGAGGACCAGUGGAUAAUGCUGACACCAAUCAUUAAUAUAACUAAAUUGUCAGUUCCCGCAGACGGCCUGUUUCUCAGCGUAAUGUUAACUUCAGGACCACUCCAAUACAUCUGGGUAAGGAAACACUUCCCUGGAAAUCCAGAAUCCCUGUCCUGUUUCAGUGGGAAUUCCACAACAUCAAUGCUCCUCCCUCCAAAGGAAUGUUCUGACAUUCCAUUUAGCACUAUGAACACUACAACUGUAUCCAUACGCUUCACUUACAUUUCUCCAAAUAUCUUCCAGCCAAUGGGAGACAUCCACUUUAACACAGAGCUCCGUCAGGAGUUUGACCAAAUAUUAACAAAUGAAACUGUGGUGUUGAAAUAUUUCAAGGUUAAAGCAGAAGUGAAGGGCGACCUUGCUUUAGUAAUGCGGGGAUAUGGAGAAGGGUACCACUUCUACAGUGAUAGGACUGACUUAUUGCCAAUACGUGAAGUGUGGAAGACUGGAACUAAUAAUUGUGCACAUACGGGACGAGAAUCACCUAAACAGGACAAGAACCUGUUUGUGAGAUGUGUGUUUUGAUACUGAGGAGGCUUUGUAGGAGGGAGGGGCAUAAAACACCAAAAAGUAAACAGUUUAAUUCUCCAUUGAUUGAUAAACACAACCUUCCCCAGGUAAAGUGACUAUUUCUAUCCUAUUAAAUUUACUUGAUGUGUGUAAUGGUGAAGAAUCAAGGGCUGUAACAGUGAUGACAUUGUCACCUUCACCUUCCUGAACAGCCCAGCCUCUGUCCAUUUGAAAAACACUUUGACGACAGAUCAAACAAACCAAAAGAAAAUAUUUCACAUGAAC
Molecule: messenger RNA, 1595 nt
Organism: Ylistrum balloti
Lineage: Eukaryota; Metazoa; Mollusca; Bivalvia; Pectinida; Pectinidae
Exons: 2
Coding region: 90-1325 (411 amino acids)
Source: RefSeq, a predicted model, not a curated record